UUCUCUUUCUCUCUCCUCCUGUCCUCUCUCUCUCUCCCUCUCUCUCUCUCUCUCUCUGCGCGCAGAAAUUCAGAGCCCGAGGAGGAGGAGGAGGAAGAACAGGAAGGUGGUGGAGGGUGGUGUGGAUCGGCGUAUACCCAAUAUUUGAAUUGUGGAAGCUGAGGUCGAUAUACCCCCCUUCCCUCCAAUGUUACCCGCCCUCCUCUUCCUGACGUGGGUCCUCGCGGCGAGCUCCAGCUCCUCCCCCGCCGCCGCCACCGCCGCCAACUACGGCGUCUUCAGCCUCAAGUACCGGUACUCCGGGCAGGUGAAGUCCCUCAGCGUCCUCAAGGCCCACGACACCCAGCGCCAGCUCCGCAUCCUCGCCGGCGUCGAUCUCCCCCUGGGCGGCAUCGGCCGCCCCGAUGCCAUCGGGCUUUAUUAUGCGAAAAUCGGGAUUGGAACCCCUGCGAGGGACUACUAUGUACAAAUCGAUACGGGGAGUGAUCUCAUGUGGGUCAAUUGUAUUCAGUGCAGAGAGUGCCCCAAAAGAAGCUCCCUCGGCAUAGACCUCACGCUGUAUGAUAUAGAGGACUCGGACACUGGUAAACUGGUCUCCUGUGAUAACCCGUUUUGCAUAGAGAUUAGCGGAGGUCCCUUGACAGGUUGCACCGCUAAUAUGUCUUGUCCAUAUAUUGAGAUAUAUGGCGAUGGGAGCUCCACCGCCGGAUACUUUGUAAAGGAUGUGGUACAAUAUGCUCAGGUAUCUGGAGAUCUCCGGACAACAACCGCAAAUGGAAGCGUUAUAUUCGGGUGUGGUGAGAGACAAUCUGGAGAUUUAGGUUCAGAGAAUGAAGAGGCACUUGAUGGGAUCCUUGGUUUUGGAAAAUCAAAUUCAUCAAUGAUUUCACAGCUAGCUUCAUCUGGAGAUGUCAAAAAGAUGUUUGCUCACUGUUUAGAUGGUACAAAUGGCGGUGGUAUCUUCGCGAUCGGACAUGUUGUUCAACCAAAAGUGAAUACAACUCCUAUGGUUCCCGACCAGCCACAUUACAGUGUCAACAUGACUGCAGUUCAAGUCGGUCUUCAGUUCCUAAAUCUUACAACAGAUGUGUUUGAAUUAGGAGACAGAAAGGGCACCAUACUUGACAGUGGUACAACCUUGGCCUACCUUCCAGAAAUUAUCUAUGACCCUUUAGUAAGCCAGAUUGUUGCUCAGCAGCCUGAUUUGAAGGUCCAGACGGUUCGUGAUGAAUACACUUGCUUCCAAUAUUCAGAGAGCGUUGAUGAAGGAUUCCCUAAUGUCACUUUUCAUUUUGAAAAUUCGCUCACUCUGAAUGUAUAUCCUCACGAAUAUCUAUUUCCUUAUGAAGGUUUAUGGUGUAUUGGUUGGCAAAAUAGUGGGAUGCAAUCUAGUGACAGAAGGAACUUGACACUUCUCGGAGAUUUAGUGCUUUCAAAUAAGCUUGUUGUGUAUGAUCUGGAAAACCAGGCCAUUGGAUGGACGGAGUACAACUGCUCGUCAAGCAUUAAGCUGCAAGAUGAACACAGUGGAACGGUACAUUUAGUAGGUUCCCAUUACAUUUCCUCUGAAAGCCCUUCCUGUGAUGUAACGGCGUUGGUUGCCUUCAUUUUACUAAUGACGCUGCUGCAGAUAUUCAUAUACCAAAACAUGUGAGAGUCAAUCAAAUAAAGGUGAAAGUUAACUUAUAGGGAAGAUUGUUAAACUGAUUACACGACUAUGAAGUAGGCACUUUCGACGAUUGGGAGUGAUCAUGGUUUGCCCGAGCAUCCUAGGAUAAUGUAGUGUCACUUUAGGUUGAUAAUUUUUGUUCCAAAAGUGAAAAUCUUAUAUUCCCCAUAGUUAAUGCAUGUAUAGUCUCUCUCUC
Syzygium oleosum is the source of this 1865-nucleotide messenger RNA. RefSeq names its product aspartic proteinase 39. Gene Ontology annotation, biological process: proteolysis. Gene Ontology annotation, molecular function: aspartic-type endopeptidase activity. Bases 188 to 1654 code for a protein of 488 amino acids. The transcript is spliced from 10 exons. The record is from RefSeq and is a predicted model, not a curated record. NCBI's taxonomy places the organism in Eukaryota, Viridiplantae, Streptophyta, Magnoliopsida, Myrtales, Myrtaceae.